This is a messenger RNA of Phalaenopsis equestris, 1201 nucleotides long. Its product is annotated as floral homeotic protein AGAMOUS-like. Bases 257 to 1015 code for a protein of 252 amino acids. The record is from RefSeq and is a predicted model, not a curated record. Gene Ontology annotation, molecular function: DNA-binding transcription factor activity, RNA polymerase II-specific; RNA polymerase II cis-regulatory region sequence-specific DNA binding; protein dimerization activity. Lineage: Eukaryota; Viridiplantae; Streptophyta; Magnoliopsida; Asparagales; Orchidaceae. Gene Ontology annotation, biological process: positive regulation of transcription by RNA polymerase II. The transcript has 9 exons. Gene Ontology annotation, cellular component: nucleus.
UUGUUUUUGUUUUUAUUUUUUUAUUUUUAUCAUAGUAUAUCAGUAUGAGUGCAGCUCAGGCCAGGUCUCUUUCAAACUCCAUUAAUAAUUACUUCUCCAAGUCCCUUUCAGCUCCUCUCUCUCUCUUCUCAUCUCUGGAUGUGGAGCCAUGGCUUAAUAACCAGUCAUCCCUUCUUCUCUUUGAGUUAAGAAGAAGAGGUGGCUCUCAAGUUCAUAAACUAUACCUCAUAUCAGCUGAGCAACAGAGGAAUAAAUCAUGUUUGGUUCUUCCCAGCCAGGAAACAUGGACUCUUCAAGCAUGGAGCCGAAGGAGAAGAUGGGGAGGGGGAAGAUAGAGAUCAAGAGAAUAGAGAACACAACAAACAGACAAGUUACCUUUUGCAAGCGCCGUAAUGGCCUCCUGAAGAAGGCUUAUGAGCUCUCUGUUCUGUGUGAUGCUGAGGUUGCCCUAAUCAUCUUCUCUACCCGUGGCCGCCUCUAUGAAUAUGCAAACAACAGCGUGAAAGGAACCAUUGAACGAUACAAAAAGGCAAGCACUGAUAAUUCCAACACUGGAUCAAUAUCUGAAGCAAAUUCGCAGUAUUACCAACAAGAGGCCACAAAACUGCGUCAGCAAAUUACAAACUUACAGAAUUCCAACAGGAAUUUGCUGGGUGAUGCUCUCACCACCAUGAGCCUGAGGGACCUGAAGCAACUGGAAACAAGAUUGGAGAAAGGCAUCAACAAAAUAAGAGCUAAGAAGAAUGAACUGCUGCAUGCUGAGAUUGACUACAUGCAGAAAAGGGAAAUGGAACUCCAAACUGACAACAUGUUUCUGCGCAAUAAGUGGAUUUUACAGAUAUCUGAUAAUGAAAGAGCACAGCAGCAGCAUCAGCAUAUGAGCAUAUUGCCAUCAACAAGCACAGAGUAUGAAGUGAUGCCUCCAUUUGAUUCCAGAAGCUUUCUUCAUGUCAAUCUAAUGGAUCCCAAUGACCGUUAUUCCCACCAGCAGCAAACAGCUCUGCAACUUGGGUGAUGGGGAGGUUGCUGCAACUAUAGUAGUUGUGAUGGCAUUCUGAACUAUGAGAAGGAAAUAUAUUUGGUAUGUUUUGUAAGAAGAUGUGUAAUAGAGUUUUAUAUGUAUUAUUAUAUGGAACAUUGAUCAGUUGGAAGCUGUGGUGUUUUAGGGUUGUUGGAUGUUGAGACUUUAUAUAUUGUUAAG